Molecule: messenger RNA, 1746 nt
Organism: Magnolia sinica
Lineage: Eukaryota; Viridiplantae; Streptophyta; Magnoliopsida; Magnoliales; Magnoliaceae
Product: elongation factor Tu, mitochondrial
Exons: 12
Coding region: 51-1409 (452 amino acids)
Biological process (GO): mitochondrial translational elongation
Cellular component (GO): mitochondrion
Molecular function (GO): translation elongation factor activity; GTP binding; GTPase activity
Source: RefSeq, a predicted model, not a curated record
AACCCUUCGCCACUAAAACCUUCUUCUCUCUCUCUCUCUCUCGCUCUCUCAUGGCUUCAGCUGCUCUGAAGAACCCAAAUAUCAAGCGCCUUCUCAAUCUAUCCUCGCCUCUAUACUCAUGCUGUCGUGGGGAGAUCUCGGGCCGAUUUUCCAUUUCAGAGACUCUGUAUGCAGAGGGCAGGAGGGAUUUUGAUGGCGGGUUUUGGUGGAGAAGAUCCCUGGCGACGUUUACGCGCACGAAACCUCAUGUAAAUGUUGGGACUAUUGGACAUGUUGAUCAUGGGAAAACUACACUCACAGCAGCCAUUACAAAGGUACUGGCAGAAGAAGGUAAAGCUAAGGCUGUUGCCUUUGAUGAGAUUGACAAGGCACCAGAGGAGAAAGCUCGAGGAAUUACCAUUGCAACGGCCCAUGUGGAAUAUGAGACUGCUAAGCGACACUAUGCACACGUGGAUUGCCCAGGACAUGCAGACUACGUUAAAAACAUGAUUACUGGAGCAGCUCAAAUGGAUGGGGGUAUUCUCGUCGUAUCUGCCCCAGAUGGACCCAUGCCACAGACAAAGGAACAUAUUUUGCUUGCACGUCAGGUAGGGGUGCCGUCACUUGUGUGCUUUCUGAAUAAGGUUGAUGCUGUUGAUGAUCCAGAGCUACUGGAACUUGUAGAGAUGGAACUCCGUGAGCUCCUUAGUUUCUACAAGUUCCCAGGUGAUGAAAUUCCGAUUGUUCGGGGUUCGGCAUUGUCUGCCUUACAAGGCACAAAUGAAGAAAUCGGAAAAAAUGCUAUUCUAAAACUAAUGGAAGCUGUUGAUGCGUACAUUCCUGAACCUGUGCGCCAGCUUGACAAGCCUUUCCUCAUGCCAAUUGAAGAUGUAUUUUCAAUUCAAGGACGUGGAACUGUUGUCACAGGCCGUGUUGAACAAGGGACUAUUAAAGUUGGAGAAGAUGUAGAGAUUUUAGGUUUAAUGCAGGGUGGUCCUCUUAAGACUACUGUUACUGGCGUAGAGAUGUUCAAGAAGAUUUUGGAUCAUGGACAAGCUGGUGAUAAUGUGGGGCUUCUUCUACGUGGUUUAAAACGGGGUGACGUACAACGAGGACAGGUGGUAUGUAAGCCUGGUUCUUUGAAAACAUACAAGAAAUUCGAGGCAGAGAUUUAUGUGCUCACAAAGGAUGAAGGUGGUCGACAUACUGCUUUCUUCUCGAACUACAGACCUCAGUUCUACAUGAGAACUGCAGAUAUUACUGGAAAGGUGGAAUUGCCAGAGAAUGUAAAGAUGGUGAUGCCUGGUGAUAAUGUGACUGCAGUUUUUGAGCUCAUAUCUCCCGUACCGCUUGAAUCAGGACAAAGAUUUGCUCUAAGGGAAGGAGGAAGGACAGUCGGUGCCGGGGUUGUUGCCAAAGUGAUCAGCUAAACCCUUCCAGCCUUCGUCAUGCUGUUUUGUCAUUUGCGGAGGACAAAAAAAGAAAAAAAGAAAAAAAGAAAAAGAAAAGAAAAAGGGAGAAUUGAGUGUGCCCGCUAAUCAAAGAAACAUGCCCAUAUGCACGGUAUUGUUUUCAUGUACUCCAACAUUUUUAUUCAAUGUUCGCCUAAAGCUUCUUGGAACAUGCAGUUUUGAAUUACUGUUAAAAUAUUUACAUCUUCUGCAUUUUUGUACAAGUGCGGAAUCGUAGGAUAUGGUUUUGAUCUAUUAUCGUGACCUUUCGGCCUAAAUUCAUCAUAUGAAUAAAUAGGUUUUACUUCCAAUACCA